AUGGAUUGGAUGUAUGAGAAAUAUUUACGAAAUGAAGAAUUAAAACAAAAAUUAAUAAACAUGAGAUCAUAUGGUCGACUAGCAUGUGUCACGUGUCUACCACCACAAUAUCCAGUUCGACCAAUAGCUGAACAUUCACUUGAAUCUGUUGGUGGUUUUAGCCAACACCCAAACUCCUCAAAAGACAUGACAAUUGAAUUGUCUGUCGAUAUUGACAAAACAGUCCAUCAACUCAUAUCAUUGUUGGAAAAAGCAUCGACAUUUCAAGAUAAAUGGUACGAAUCUGCUAUAUUGAAGCAAAUGAUCACAAGAUAUUAUCGAUUCAUGCAAUUAAAAGCUAUCUAUUUACCGAAUACACUACUCAUUCCUACACUUGAUAUUGAAAUCAUUUGGCAAACACAUUUACUUCGACCAGAAAUAUAUAGAGCUGAUUGUCUUCGUUUAUUUCGUCAAGUUGUCGAUCAUUCAUUGCUGACUACAGAUAUUCAACAGUUCUUAAAAGAGCAAGCAUUUAUUGAUACGUGUCGUUUUUAUGAAGAACGAUUUGGUGAAAAAUAUUGUCGAUUACCAUCAAAUAAAAAUCACCGGAAACCAAUCCCGGACAACGUAUUUGAUGAAGAAGAUUUAAUAAAUGACUCCCAAGACGUCUAUUCGUAUUGGGAUAAAACAUUUUUCGAAUUUUCAUCGAACUCACCAAAACAAUAUGAAAAUCCUUUUUCAUUUACGGAAGCUGAAAUUAUUCUCGAUAGUCGUUGGCUUGAUUUAUGUAAAACAUUUAUGCAUGAUUCACUGCAACGAGUUCCUAUUCGUGGCUAUUAUGGAAGAUCACGCGACUAUAUUGAUCUUGGAACUGGAGCUAUGAAGCGUUUAAAAAAAUCUUACGAACGAUUUUUAUAUAUGGCAGCGAAAUAUCCACUGAAAGAUAGUAGCGAUUUUGUACCACCGACAUAUGCGAUAGACAUCAUAUGGCAUGCACAUAUGCAAGAACCAUUGAAAUAUACAGCUGAUUGCCUUCGACUGGUUGGUUAUAUUAUGUUUCAUGCACCAUGGCCGAUUAUUGAGGACAAGAAAAUAAAGAAAAAGAGCGACAGAACGGAUAACAUUUGGAAAGAAGAAUUUCAAAGUGAAAUAUCAACGGAUCAUCUCUAUAAUACUAUUGAGGAAAUACUUGAUUGGAAAUUUGAGACAUUUUACGUAAAUCAAUGUGCUUAA
This is a messenger RNA of Rotaria sp. Silwood1, 1212 nucleotides long. The record is from the annotation of a GenBank genome assembly. Lineage: Eukaryota; Metazoa; Rotifera; Eurotatoria; Philodinida; Philodinidae.